GUAGAGACCCUCAGCCAACAGAGAAAGUACCAAAAGCUCCUCAAGAAGUCUCUGAAGAAGAGGGAACAGGAGCAGAUCAAGGCACAGAAGGAGGAUGAGCAACUACGACGGGCGUUUCUGGCGGCAGAGGUGGCUGCUGCGCGAAGGAAGAACGCCAUUGCUCGGGGUGAAGCCAUCCCACUUCGCGAUAAGAGUACAAAGACCAUUGCAUCCGAGGUCAUUCAGAAGCUGAGCCUAAACCGAAGGCUCAGUCUAAAACGUCCCUUGAGUAAAUUAGGUCGACAAGUCAAGAAAGAGAAGUCAAUCCCUCCUACGCUAGAUGACUUCAAAACCAAGGAGGAGAUACAUCAGUACCUCAAUCCUCCGAUUGCGGAGCUUCCUGCCGAACUCCCGCAGUAUACACCCUUUCAAAACUCCACCCGGACUCAGGAUAACGAACCUCUUAGCGUGGCCGAAGAUGCCCCCAAGCUCGAUCCAAAGACCUCUGAGGUAACUGUAAAGGACGAGUCACCUGUAGCAGCUUCAGCGAAGACCUCGCCUAGGUCUAUGAGAUGCGAUUCUUGCCAGAGCCCCAUCCGAUUGAGCCAGGUCUAUUAUCAGUGUGCGAUCUGUGAGAAUGGUGAUCGGAUAGUGUGUUCAUCAUGUGACCAAGCUGGCUGGAGUUGUAGGCACGAAAUUGUUGAAAGAGUAAGAAGCGUUUCAAAGGCACGUGAAGCAGAUACAACUCUGCCGACGACACGACCAUAUCGUGAGGGAAAUCGACACAACGCUCAACAAUAUGCUUCGGGGAUGUGGGGAUUAAGCGUGCCAGAUUCUGUGAUCGAGGAAGCUCGGUUCACAGAGUCUCCUCAAGCAACAAUGUCUGCUGUGAGCCCGUGGGCAUACAAUGACAUUCUUGAGGCAAGAAAUCCGAAGCAUGUUGCUUAUGGCAGAACUCCAGCUGCUCUUAAGCAAAGAGAAGAUGCAGAAAUCCGCCGACGCGAGCAGGAUAUAGCUUCUCGUGAGAAAGACCUCAUCUGGCGGGAAAGAGAGGUAUCACUUAAGGAACAACGUGCCUCGUUACGAGAACGAGAAUCCGCACUUGAAGUCAAGCAACAAGUUUUCGCACUCCAAUUGCAAACUGCACUUCUCAAACAAAUGCAAGAAGCUGCGACAGGUGUAGGUGCUCAGUUUCCAGAUCUGGCAAGUACGGAUCACGUUCGGUCGCAUGCAAACAAACGCAAAGCAGCGGGUGCACAAGCAUCCAUCUCGCCUUCGAACUCAAUAGGCUCGAAUCAAAAACCUUCACCGAAACGAUCGCCAUCUGGCGGACCUCACGAAGAUGAGGAGGAUGAAGCUGGAGCUGGCACACCAAAGAAAGUGAAGCAAGAUCCAGACGCACUUGCUUCACCGGAAAAGCUGUACGCUUGUCCAUACUGCAAAUUUGACAAAUCGAGGUACUCGGAGCUCAACAUGCAAGAGAAACAGUAUCGUGGCUGUUCAAGUGGAUACUGGCCCGAUAUCUCUCGCCUGAAGCAACAUCUGUACCGAGUCCAUUGUCGUAGGCUACACUGUCUACGGUGUUGGAACAAGUUCGAGACCAAGGAGCAGCUGGAGCAUCACAUGCGUGAGCUCAAUGGCUGUUCCCUUGCCGAAUGCCCUUGUCCAGAAAAGUUUGACGAAGUACAGUACAAUGACAUUCGACGCAAGAGACCUGCAAGCAGUCCUGAACAAGUCUGGUAUACCAUCUUUGGAAUCUUAUUCCCAGGGCAACCGCAUCCACUUAGCCCAUAUGCCGACAAUGUCAAGGCACAAACUCCCUCGGUGGCUAGCCCUGGGGCGGCUCCACCACAAGAUGCUAUGGAUGUUCUUGGUGAGGUCUUUGAGUCACGAUUGAAUCGACAUGGGGACGCCCAAGAGCAGGCUUGGCUUCGUCUGCCAGGGGCACGAGAGUUCAUUCGAGAACAGUUGAGAGCAUCGAUGACAGAUGUUCUUCUACGACUUGGUAAUGCAAAUAGCCCGUCAAACGGAAACCCUUCCCUUGACAUCUCACCAAUCUCAGCAAGAGCGCCGGGAUCAACACGACGGAGCUCAAUUUCACUGACACCAAACUCAUCAAUCCCACCCUCGCCAGUGAACGGACCAGGCUCAACGUACAGAUCAGGCUCGGACUCGCAAUUCCUGUUGCCUGCUCAUCGCCAGAGUUUCAGCAGGCCCUUUCCAUCCCGAUCCAUGCAACAGCAUGCACCAGCGGCACCAGCGGUAGCAUCACCGGAGCCCCCUGUUCAACAAGAUUUUGCGCGACCGGGUGUGGUGUUUCCUACUCCAAUAGUCACAGAUGUCGAGAAUGAUCGGUACGACGAUGAGUGCAAUAGUUGGAGCCACGGGGACGAACACGGACUCGCAAUCUCAGCUUUCACUUUCGACUUCAACCCAAGCCUUUCGAUAGCCACUGAAGGAGCGAAUCAAGUGUCCGCUACUGCAGUUGCUCCUUCUGAGAAUUCUUUCGACUUCCAAGGUGCUCAACCAAACAUGGUCUCAAGCAGCAGUCAGCCUCGAGCUCCUAAACCCAUUGCUCAACUGAAACCCAAACACUCUACAACAUCCUCGGUGGACUCUGGAUAUGGAAGCUUCAGUCAUCGUUCAUCCUCCGCCUCGUCUCGGCCACAAUCUGUGUCGAACUCAAAAUCAAGAUCAGCUACACAGCGGCCGGCAAGGGACAAGUUGAAGAGCAAGACACCGCCAACCCCACCAACCCCACAACUACCACCACCUCAACAAAUAAUCCGAGCACCAAGUCCUGUCCACGAAUCUGCCAUCAACUUCGACGCUUUGAAUGUCCCAUUCCAU
Exophiala aquamarina CBS 119918 is the source of this 2829-nucleotide messenger RNA. RefSeq lists its product as uncharacterized. Lineage: Eukaryota; Fungi; Ascomycota; Eurotiomycetes; Chaetothyriales; Herpotrichiellaceae. The record is from RefSeq and is a predicted model, not a curated record. The transcript has a single exon. The annotation marks the transcript as partial.